Cavenderia fasciculata is the source of this 183-nucleotide messenger RNA. RefSeq lists its product as uncharacterized. The coding region runs from base 1 to 183 and encodes 60 amino acids. The transcript has a single exon. NCBI's taxonomy places the organism in Eukaryota, Evosea, Eumycetozoa, Acytosteliales, Cavenderiaceae. The record is from RefSeq and is a predicted model, not a curated record.
AUGUCAAAUAUUAAUAGCACCGUAAAACAAUUACUUGUAGCUAUUUUAUUGGUAUUGGCCAUUAUUCAUUUACCAGUAUGCCAAUCUGUAAUUGGUGUUUAUUGUGCAACUCCAGGACAAGAGUGUAUUGUGGCUGUUUCAAAAUGGUCUGCAGAGAGUCAAGAUGAUAAUGAUGAGCAGUAA